Drosophila navojoa is the source of this 2273-nucleotide messenger RNA. RefSeq lists its product as uncharacterized. Gene Ontology annotation, cellular component: mitochondrion. The record is from RefSeq and is a predicted model, not a curated record. Lineage: Eukaryota; Metazoa; Arthropoda; Insecta; Diptera; Drosophilidae.
CAUUGACAAUCUGAAAAUGCAUAAGUUACACCGUGUAUGUGCCCCUAAUCAGCAAUCAAAGAUAGACACACAACGCGAACCAUCGUGCGUAGGCGUUGUAAACAGCUGUUCGAAUCUAGAAUUUAAAGCGCAAAAAAAGUGUCCACAGAAACUUAACGGAGAGCACGAGAGCCUGAGAGCCUGCCACCGUCACAGAGAGUGAGAGAGAGAGAGAGUAACUAAGAGUGGAAGCAAGAGAAAGCUUUUCGAAUGUGUGCGUAUUUUAGCUGAACUUCGGCGCCGUUCAAGCAACGCGUUGACACUCAGUCGAACGGGCAACGAAGUUGCAGACGCAACAAAUUUUGUGGUCAGCGGGUCGUGGCUCGGUUCUUAGGCAUUGUUUCUCCUGUGGUGGUGCGUGGCAGCGGCAGAGCCCUAAGCGCAGCUUCUGUUAUUGUUUAUGCACACAUACAUACAGCGCGCAAAUACACGUACACGUAUAGACACACGCACACCCAGGCACAUGCCAAUUUUUACUCAUACGAAAUCGUAGACAGCAACACAGCGCAGCUAUUUUAGUACGCUGCUCUAGUGCUCAGUGACGUCACAAGUUUGAUCGCGAAAGUUAAAAUUGUAUAAGAGUGUUAAAGAUAACAGCAACAACAACAGAAACAGCAACGAUGAAGCAAAUCUACCGCAUCAACUUACGGCACUUAGUGCGUCACAUUCAGAAUCGACAGCAAUUGCCCGCCAACAACAAUUACCGCAAAUUCACCUGCCUGGCGCCUAGCAACACUGACAGCAACAUCAGCAGCAUUAGCAACAGAUGCAGCAACAACAACAACAGCAACAGCAGUCUGCAGCAACAUUUGCCCAUACCUAGCCGCAGAUACUCCAAGUUCAGCACGCACCUGAACAGCGAACGGGCCAUGGAGCUACUCUGCAAUCUGGAUGCAGAUGAACGGCAUAAUUUAAGGGAUGCAAUGUUCAAGCUGGAGGCGGACAAGGAGAAGAAACAGUACGAAAGUCAACUGGCUGUUGGCAGUUGGCGAACACGCUUCGGACGUCUAUCCAAUAAGGUGGGCCAAGUGGAUCCAACGGGCACUUUUUGUGCGGUGCCCGAUGAGUGGCUCAAAAAGAAACUUGUCGAGGCGGCGGAACCACCAACGGCUCGACAAUUGUAUAGCAUUUUCUUUGUGAAUGCAGUGCCAUUUGUAGCGUUUGGCUUCCUGGACAAUUUCAUUAUGAUUAUGGCCGGUGAAUAUAUUGAAAGCACUUUGGGUCACUGCAUAACUGUAUCGACAAUGGCCGCUGCUGGUUUGGGCAAUACCAUAAGUGAUAUUAUGGGUAUUACGAUGGCGACCUACGUAGAGGAGGGAUGUCAGAUGUUGGGCCUGAAACAACCGCGAAUGACGCCCGCACAAUUCGAAUUGAAGUCAAGCAAACGAACCUCCAGCUGGGGUCGCAUCAUUGGCAUCACGGCUGGCUGCCUGAUCGGUAUGUGUCCCUUGUGGGUAAUGAGUGACGAAUCAAAAACUGUGGCAGAGGACUAAGAGUAUAAAUAUCUUAACUAGUAUAAAUGGUCAAUUUAAAUAGAUGAUGGGUUCGAAAAACAAAAACCCAAAACACACAAAAUUUCAUUGUUUUUUUGUGUUUGGCUUAUUUUUCGCAUUGCCACAACUAUUGAAUUUUGAGUCUUAAGAGAUUAAAAUAUGAGACAAUGCUCUGCAUAGUUCUUACUUAGUCAAGCGAACUAAAGUGACACUCAAUGUACCUACUAACUAAAUACUAUUUAAGAUGAAAUGUGUUUGUAAUUAACUAGGCUUUACAAUUAUAUACUUUCUGACUGCACUUUUUAGAGAGGAAAAUAGAAAAAAACCGAAAAACUCAACUUUAAGCAAUUCAUUUCCAUUCUGUCUCGGAUUGAUAUUCAAAUUAGCGAUAAACACUAAAAGAAUAAAAUUAAUAAAAUAUAUAUAAAAUUGACAAUGUAUUGUAGCUGCAAAAGGUCCAAGAAAAAACCAACAAAAACUAACGAAUCAAAAAUAGUAAAAUUUUGUAGUGAACUUAGCUGAAGGUGAAUUACAUGCCUAAGUCGAUGGUCAUCCAUUAAUGAUUAGCCAAAACACCUUAAAUUAACUAAAUAUUAAUAUAAAGCCUGCCGAGUAAUAUAUUAAUAUUAAUUUUAUUAUUUACACCUUUCACUGUAAAGUGCCUCCGAAUUGCUUUAACUAUGCACCUCACUUCUUGAAGCUUUUCCAAACCCAUUUGUCGAAAAAUAUAUAAAAAAUAAA